AUGAGGUUAUACAUCACUGUGUUGAUUGAGAAGAGAGACAGCAUUGCAACAGUAGUAAGAGAGGCAGAGAAUGAACUGAAUACAGACAAAUCAGCUGACAGAAGAAAUAACAUCUCACUGCAAGAUGCAGCUACUACUGCCGCGGCUGUAAGAGAUGCAGAAGAAGAAGAAGAUGUAAUAAUAAGAGCAGUGCUCUCACAGCUCAUUGAUAUCACUGUCUCUACCUUCAAUCUGGCUUUCUUGACAGUCAUGAAGGCCGCAGCCACAUCAUGA
Blastomyces dermatitidis ER-3 is the source of this 273-nucleotide messenger RNA. RefSeq lists its product as uncharacterized. Bases 1 to 273 code for a protein of 90 amino acids. The record is from RefSeq and is a predicted model, not a curated record. The transcript has a single exon. NCBI's taxonomy places the organism in Eukaryota, Fungi, Ascomycota, Eurotiomycetes, Onygenales, Ajellomycetaceae.